Striga hermonthica is the source of this 780-nucleotide messenger RNA. Lineage: Eukaryota; Viridiplantae; Streptophyta; Magnoliopsida; Lamiales; Orobanchaceae. The record is from the annotation of a GenBank genome assembly.
AUGGACCGUGGCGCAUUCGACGGCUCGUUCAAGAUUUACGUGGAGGAUCCCCGAAAACCGGGCCCCGACAUCGAAACGGGCCGCAUGGGGCCCGGCCCGUACGGUAUGGAGAUGUUCGCCAAGGAAGUGGACAAUGUGAAGGAGGACAUGAAGAGCAUGGAUAAGCUGUACGGUCAGGUGCACGAGUCGAACGAGGACAUAAAAGUCGCGCAGAAUGCGGCCGCCAUGCGGGAGCUUAGAGACGAGGUCAACACCGACCUUGACCACGUCAUCAAGCUCGCAAAGCAGAUCAACAAAAAGUACGAUGGGCUUGUCCGGGCCAAUGCGGCCCAGAGGAGGGUCGCGGGAAGCGGGCCGGGCUCGUCCGACGAUAAUACUCGGGCCAAAAUGAUUUCGGAGCUCGGUGACAAUAUCAAGCAAACGAUGCGAAGGUUCCAAGGGCUCAGGGUGCAGAUGGAGACCGACCACCGGCAACUCAUCGAGAGCAGUCUCCUUCUGAAUUCAGUUGUUUCAGUAGGGGAAUUAGCCACUUUGGCAGCCGAGGGGCAGGCCAAGGCCCCCGGCCCGCCGAGCCCGGUCGAGCCGGCCGCCUACUCGCCGGGCGUGGGCCCACCGGGAGGCCCGCCGAAGGCGGGGGGGCCCGCAGGAUUGAACGACUACGAGAGGGAGACUCGGAACCAGGCGUACAUAGCCAUAGCGGUGGCGCUCGUCAUCAUUAUCUCCGUAAUCGUGUCGCUCCUCAAGGUCGAGAACCAGCUCGAGAACGACGGGACUAGCUAA